AGAGGGAGAUUGUGCUGCUCUGUGCGUGCUGGAGGUGCUGAGCAGGAGCUGGUGAAGGAUGGAGCAGGGAGGUGGGCCCGGGGCUGGUAAGGGGGGUGUGGGAACUGCAGUGGGAACUGCACGGGGCUAUGAACCCCUCUGGGUGUGCGGGGAAGGAUGCGUACAGUGCGUGGCAUAGCACAGCUGGUUAACUAUAUGUUUUAAAGAGUAGGAAUAUUUAAAAACUCUAUGCGUGUAAACAUACAGAUGUGCUUGCUUGUGUGUGUGUGUGCAUAUAUGUUUGCAUACAUCUUUGUUUAAAGACUGCCUGAUCAUCGUUUUAGCAGGGAAGACAUCUGUCUUCGCUUGGGCUGGAGCGUUACCACGUUCCACGUUCCUCCUGCCCUGGAUUUCACAACGCCUCCUCUCACGUCUCCCAGCUCCGCACUGCUCCAGGGCUCAGGCCUGGCUGCCCACCCCCAGGGCUGCCCCUGUCCCUGGGAUGUGCCCAAUGCUAUCCCUGUCCCAUCCCACGGCUCUUCCACCUCUCCUGGAGGCAGCAGCCGAAACGCACUGCUUUGCUUUUGCGCAGGGCUGACACGUUGCAUUACAUAUCUGCAGCCAUCCCCUGAUUCCGGGCUGUAGCUACGCAAUCAAGCUCUCCAGUGCAAUAAUUCCAAGCCCUCUCUUGAUUCCUGUAUUAAAUAAAGUACAUUUACAGAGUAUAUGAAUUCCAGAUUCAGCCUGGGACUCCAGGGACGCAUAUUCCUCUCCUGGAACUUGUAUAUCCGGUCCUAGGAUGAAAACCCCCCUAAGCCCUGAGCGUAACAAGCAUUUCUUGUGUUGUUUUUUUUUUUUUUCCUGUCUCUGUCACAUUGGGCAUGUAGUGUGUGCUGGGCUGAUAAACAGCAUCUGGUUGGAGUCAGGCUUUCCUGUCAACGUGCCACUCAGCCCUACUGCUCUGGGUUUGACUGACACUCGGCGGUCCUCCCCGCUCGUGCUUGGGGCUUCCUCCCGGAAAACGACUGGGAACAUCAGGGUUGCAACUGGAAGGUUGUGUUUCCGACUGAUUUGCAAGGCUUGGGGAGGCGCUGAGAUUUGCAUCGUUCUGCAACAGCCGGGAUCAAAGGUGCAGCUCAGAAACGUGAGGCGUUUUGGAGCAACCUGCAAAGCAGCUGAGGAAGGCGUGGAGCUGGGAGAGCGCAGACAGACAGCGAUAGAAGACUGAAUUGCUCCGUGCGUUGAGCAAUUAAGCCAAGCCGAACGGGGCAGCGUGAACAAAGCGAUGGGGAAAUCACUGAGGCACAAAGCUGAGCUCACUGACCGCGAUGUGGUGAGGGGGCUCAAUAAGGGUCAAUUAAGCUCCCACCGCACCGCCUGGCAGACGGAAUUAAGUGCCAAUUUUCUGCACUGCUGCAGAGGCAGAGCAUUAAAAUGAUAAAUAACAGGAAGUUUCAGCCAAAAAGAAGGAGCAAGUUGGGAGAUGGGAGUUUGAGGCUGAGCCGGCAGUGAGACAGCCCUGAGCACCACUGCCCUCUGCCGCAGCCGCAGCGCUCUCCUCUACAGCAAACCCACGAGGGUGGGUGGAUGGAAGCACGCAGACCCGCGGCUCCUGGCCGGGUAGUGGGCUGCUCUGCUUAGUGCACCCCGAUGGCUGCGGGGUGUGCCGAGGUUUUGCCUCCAGCUCGUUGGGAAGCACAUUUUUCGGCCAUAGGUGGGAUGCUGCAGCACUGAGAGCGUGGUGAAGGAGCAGAGCCCUUCCUUCUAACCGAGGUAUCCACGCUCUGCUCGGGGCCAGCAGGUGCAGGCAAAGCUCCCAUUAGGGCAGACGGUUCCUGGGCUCUCAUACGUGUGCGUGGCACAGCUGUGCUCGUGCAGCUCCCCGACCUCCUCCUCCUCCUCCUUUUUGCAGCAGGUGGGAACGCAGAGCGGCUGCUUUCGUUCUCAUUGCCACGCAGGGUCUGAGCAGUUGCUGCGGGUCGUGGGGAUCUGGGAACAAACGCCGGGCUGGGAAAGCAGAUUGCGGUCCGUUUGUGGAGGUUCCCGGGCUGAGCGCAGCUCUUCUCUCCCCGCGCUACGCUUUCUGAGCUGAAAUGGCCGCUGCCGCCCGCAUUGCUGCUCCUGGCGCUCCCUCUGCAGGGAGCACAGCGCCAGCGGGGCCGCAUCCAUCUCCGCUCGCAGCAGCCACGCACCGGCACUCGGAGUGCGGUGGAAGUGAUUUCUGUGCGUGCGUGCGGAGCGCUGAGCCCCGGCUUUUGGGGCUUUCUGGGAGCACACCGUAAUUUGGGCGACCUGGGGGCUGCGAUGCCCUUUCCGGGGUCCAACGAACGGGGGCAGGUGGGGUUUGCCCCAGGGAGGGCAGGAGCUCCCGGGAUGGGGUGUGGGAUGCAGGGAUGCUCUCCUGCCAGAGCCCAGCAAGAGCAGCACUCCCUCCCUGCCGCAGCCCUGGAGCUGCAGCUCCCGCUCUCUGUAAGCAGGGAGGUUCCCUCCCCGCCAGGGGCCAGGCUGCCAAAUUCCAGCCAAGAGCACAUUUUUACAGCAUGACAGCAGUGAGGCCCGGCGCGGGAUGCAGACGGGAGGGCCGCGGUACCGGCAGUGCCAUGCGUGGAUGGCUCACCCAGCACUGCCUGCCCCGCCGUUUUCCUCUCCCUUCUCGGGGAAGGCACGCCAGACAUUACAAAACAUCCUUUUUCCUCUUGCUCGGGGUGCGCCAAGGUCCCCUGACGCUGCCUGGCCCUCCCCACCCCGUCCAUCCCCUUCCUUCCUCCGUGCUCCUUUUCCAGGCAGCAGCUUUCUGAGGAGCUCCAGGACAGGUGGCAGAGAGUGACGGUGCCGGGACGGAUCUGUGCUGGAAAGCGUGGCCCUGCUGGACAGGAGCGUGGCAGCCGCAGGAGCCGGUCUGGCUGGAUGUGUAGGCAGCGAUUCCCAGCUAGCCUUGAAAGUGGUAAUUCCUCACUCUUUUCCCCCCCCUCGGCAGCUCGGACUCCGAAGGUAAUUAUGAGACCCCCGAAGCAGAAACACCGACCUGCUCACCACUAAAGGAGCCCAGCGAGCUGCAGCCCGAGGCUGGGACCCGAGGGCUCAGCGGCCAUGGGGAGCUGCAGGGAGGGGAGCAGCGCCCCGAAGAGGAGGCUCAGCCCGAGGUCGGGGCCCCUCCGUCCGACACGGGGACAGAAAGCGGCCCUGAAGACCCGGCUGUGACGCAGCCGCCGGCUGAAGCCCGGCCACCGGCGCCCCAUGUGGGCACAGCCGGGUGUGAGCAGGUCAUGUCGGGAGGGGACGCGGCUGAUGCUGGUGUGAGGCUGACAGAGCCAGAAGGGGAUGCUCUGGCACAGGAGAGCUCACCCUGUCAGCUCCAGAAGGGAAAGCUGCCUUCCCAAGGGAGCAAAGGAGGGGAAAGCACGGAGUCUGCCCCCAGCGAGGAGCCUUCAUUGCCCCCGGCCUCAGACCCUGAGCAGUACAUCGAGGCCAACAGUUCUGUCAUGGCAGAGGGCUGCAUGCUGCAGAGCUGCCCGCCGGACCCCCAUUGCCUCCCACUGAGUGAGCCUGGGGGGGACCCGGGUUCCCAGCCCCCAGAGCAGCUCCCAAAAGCUGAAGUCGAUGCCACAGAAGGUGGGGAUGGUGUGGAGACACGAAGAGCCUCACCAAGGAAGGCCAGCAGGAUCCCGGCCAGCAAGCUGACUCCAAAGAGGCACAGGAGGCCCAUGGAGGACACAGAGAAAGGUCUCCAGGGCCCCCCCAGGGCCUCCCCUGCGCCGUGGGACAGCCCUGAGCUCGGCUCCUUUGGCAGCAGCUCAUCACUGCAGCACUCUCCUGCUCUCCCCAAAGGCUCUUACCAGUUCGACCCCAAUAACUUUGACUCCGUGGAUCCCUUUAAGCCCACCAAGACCCUCAGCAGCAGCACCACCUACUGCUGCCCCGCGGCUGACAACAGCCUGAAUGAGAUCCUGGAGUCCCAGACGCUGGAGGAUGAGCUGGAGAGGAGCAGAGGCUCCCCACAGAAGGCCAAAUCGCGUCUGAUAACGACUACUGAACAAGUGAAAUUUCUCUGUUUUCUGUUGAGCGGCUGCAAGGUGAAGCAGUACGAGACGCCGGCGCUGGUGCUGGAUGGCUGUGCUCAGGAUGAGGGAACGCUGAUCUCAGAGAUCCCAGGCAUUGCCACUCGGGAUGGACACGCCACCGAUGAGGAGAAGCUGGCAUCCACCACCUGCACACAGAAAGCAGCCGGGCUGGAGAAGAAGGGAGAGCCCGAGGAUGACCUGGAGUACUUCGAGUGCUCCAACGUCCCCGUGCCGGCGGUGAAGCCCGGCGUGGAGGCAGGCUUAGAGAAGGAGCUCUCCAAGCAUACAGACAAGGAUGGAUCUGUUGCCUUCCCCGGCCAUCCCGGGCUGUGCCUGGCAGACAAACCCCCCCCAGCCAUCACCAGUGGCAGCAGAAGCGACAGCCCCUUGGACAGCAUCUGCCUGAACGCCUCCGAGAAGGCGGCUGUGCUCACACUCAUCCGGGAGGAGAUAAUCACAAAGGAGAUCGAAGCCAACGAGUGGAAGAAGAAGUAUGAGGAGAGUCGUCAGGAGGUCCUGGAGAUGAGGAAAAUUGUGGCCGAGUACGAGAAGACCAUUGCCCAGAUGAUAGAGGAUGAGCAGAGGACAAAUAUGACCUCCCAAAAGAACCUGCAGCAGCUCACCAUGGAGAAGGACCAGGCGCUGGCAGACCUCAACUCUGUGGAGAGGUCCCUGUCGGAUCUGUUCAGGAGAUACGAAAACCUGAAGGGUGUCCUGGAAGGCUUUAAGAAGAAUGAAGAAGCCCUGAAGAAGUGUGCCCAGGAUUAUUUAAACCGUGUCAAGCAAGAGGAGCAGCGAUACCAGGCCCUGAAGGUCCACGCGGAGGAGAAGUUGGACAAAGCCAACGAGGAGAUCGCCCAGGUGCGCACCAAGGCCAAAGCAGAGAGCGCAGCGCUGCACGCGGGGCUGCGAAAGGAGCAGAUGAAGGUGGAGUCCCUGGAGAGAGCCCUGCAGCAGAAGAACCAGGAGAUCGAGGAGCUGACCAAGAUCUGCGACGAGCUGAUCGCGAAGCUGGGCAGGGCAGACUGAGCUCACCGCCCCAGCGCUCCGCACCCGGCUGCUUUUCUCCUACCUUCGAGCACUUUGCCUUAUUAUUACCCCGGAGCAACCCCGCAGAAAGCACACACGUGGCUGCUGCACCCCAGGUGUGAGGGUGGCCACUCCCACGUGCUGUCACUGUCCUCACGUGCUGCAUGGCACAGCUCCAGGGCACUCGUGGGGCGUUGUUUGGAGCUCCAGGGAAGGGGCUCUGCUUGGAGCUCCUUUCCCCGCUCAGCACGGCGAGGCACAGAGCAGCAGUCACUCUCUGGGUCUUGCACUGCUGUCACCGAUCCCCCUGCAGCACUGCAUAAUAAGGGAAGCAAACAAAGCCGGCCUUUACAGGGAAAGGCAGAUCCAGGCAGCAUUUCCAUGCAGGCUGCCUGCUGCAUUUUAGAGGUGGUUACUUCUUGGUGAGCCCAGGAGAAGUGCUGAGGCUGAGGCUCCUUCCCUCACCGCACACAGACAGCCCUGAGGUGGCAGAUAAGAGAAAUAAAUGCUGUUGGACUGUUUCCUACCUAGCCUAGCUAAAACCUUAGCAAACCUUUUUGCUGCUACCUUUUUGUAAAAGAAUUGAGCUGUUUUCCUUCUAUUUUCUAACCCCUGCGUUCCGCAUGCAGUGCAGACAUCUGUUAAGGCAGAGCCAUACACCGGAGAUAUAUUUUAUUAGUUAUGUAUAGAAAGGAUUUAUUACACAGGCAUAAAGCCUGGGCACAUGCAGGGUCCCCACCCGCUCCCACUGACCCAGCAAGGGGGAUGAUGGCUGAUGCUGUGUGCCUGCAGUGUUGUGUUGAACGUUCACCUGUUUCCUUUCCUUUGCUGGGGAGUCACACUGCCAACCACAGCCUGCUGCAGCACAGCUCCCCUCACCAGCACCGGGGUGGCCACAGCCUGGCACCACUCUCUUCCCUUCUUCUCCCAGGUGUUGAGCUCCACAGCAGCCCUCCCAGCCCCAGGGUGGCUGCAGGGCUGCGGGGUGGUGGUGGCAACCAGGAGCGAUGCCGGCACAGAGAGAUCAAAUCCUCGUGAUGCACGCAUUGCUCAGCACCUUCCCAGAACCACACAGAGCACACUGAGUGCUGCGACCUUCCUACAGCACAGAGCUGUGUGGAAGACAGAGCUGUCCCUGCAGCAGUGAUGUGAUGUGGCAGCAUCCUCACACCGCUCUGCUCCCGCUGUCCCAUGGCCACACUGCUGCUGCCUCCGCUACCUGCGUGCCGUUGCGUUUCUGUGCCUCUCAGCAUGCACGUACAAUCUGGGCAAAGAUUCCUAAGGAAUGAUUUAUUAACUAUAAUAUGGUUAUAGUUGCAUAUAUAUAAAUACAUACAUACCAGCCGUCGUUAUCUAUAACUGAAGGCACAUUUUAAGUUCACAUGGGCAAGACUGCUGCGUCCCCUGUGCUACUCCCCAAGAGCCAACGCUGCAGCACUGCUGUGGUCCCCUCUCCUGCGGCAGCAGCGAUGUGUCCCUUUCAGCAGCAGGGUGCCCAUGAGCGCAGUGUUGCUGUGUGUGCGUUCGCCCGUAGAUCUUUUGCCUGCAGUGAAGUGCCAAUGAGUGCCCACCCCGACUGCUCUCCGCUCCCACCGCAUCCCUCCAUCCUCCCCCCCUUUGCGUUGACUACUGCCAGGAUCGCUCUGUACACCAUCCGUCACUGCCAUCAGCAUCGAUUUUGUACGUACAGUAAUUUCCCUUUUAUAUGUCAGGUAAAUAUUUGUAAGAGUUAUACUCACACAAAGGAGAUUAUUAUGAUGAUUACUAAUAUAUUUUUUUUCCAUGUUUCAUUGCCUGAGUAAAAAUGGUGUUUAUCACUCUUGAAA
This is a messenger RNA of Gallus gallus (chicken), 6895 nucleotides long. RefSeq names its product transforming acidic coiled-coil containing protein 1 (gene TACC1). Gene Ontology annotation, cellular component: cytoplasm. The transcript has 15 exons. The coding region runs from base 3246 to 5069 and encodes 607 amino acids. Lineage: Eukaryota; Metazoa; Chordata; Aves; Galliformes; Phasianidae. The record is from RefSeq and is a predicted model, not a curated record. Gene Ontology annotation, biological process: cell population proliferation; cerebral cortex development; mitotic spindle organization.